AUGGGGAAAAGGAAAGCCUGCACUUGUCCCCUCCACUGGUACCGCACCCUCCCUACCACUGCCCUCUUCCCCUGGACCUACUCUCUUCCACAGGAUCUCUUCAGCCUGGCAUUAACCUCAUCACACUGCUCUCCUCCGGAGCACUGCCCCUUCCGCUUGACCCUGGUAGAGAAUGCAGAUCCCCAGCAGGCUGUUCCCCAUGGUGGAGCGGCCUCCCGGCACCUAGACAUCUCUUCCCACCGGCCUCAGCCCUUCACCUUCCCUCCCCACCUCCACCCUGGUGCACCCCACAGGCCGGGUUACUCCAGGUGCGACUCCCAAGAGGACCAGCAGAUGUAUGGCCGGUAUACUCAGGACCUUGGGGCCUUUGCCAAAGAGGAAGCUGCUCGGAUUCGCCUGGGAGGGCCCGAGACCUGGAGGGGUCCACCUUCCCCUCGGGCUCCCCCAGAGCUCCUGGAAUAUGGACAGAGCCGUUGCGCCCGAUGCCGCAUCUGUUCCGUACGCUGCCAUAAGUUCCUAGUGUCCAGGGUUGGUGAAGACUGGAUCUUCCUGGUCCUGCUGGGGCUCCUCAUGGCUCUGGUCAGCUGGGCCAUGGACUAUGCCAUCGCUGCCUGUCUGCAGGCUCAACAGUGGAUGUCCCGAGGCUUGAACACUAGCCUCUUGCUCCAGUACCUGGCCUGGGUCACCUACCCCAUCGUUCUCAUCACUUUCUCAGCUGGAUUCACACAGAUCCUGGCUCCUCAGGCUGUCGGGUCUGGCAUCCCUGAGAUGAAGACCAUCUUGCGAGGAGUGGUGCUGAAGGAAUACCUCACCCUGAAGACCUUUGUAGCUAAGGUCAUUGGGCUGACCUGUGCCCUGGGCAGCGGGAUGCCCCUUGGCAAAGAGGGCCCUUUUGUGCAUAUCGCCAGCAUGUGUGCUGCCCUGCUCAGCAAGUUCCUCUCCCUCUUUGGGGGCAUCUAUGAGAAUGAAUCCCGGAACACAGAGAUGCUGGCUGCUGCCUGUGCCGUGGGAGUAGGCUGCUGCUUUGCAGCACCUAUUGGAGGCGUCCUAUUCAGCAUUGAGGUCACCUCCACCUUCUUCGCUGUGCGGAACUACUGGCGAGGCUUCUUUGCUGCCACCUUCAGUGCCUUCAUCUUCCGGGUCCUGGCGGUCUGGAACCGUGAUGAAGAGACAAUUACGGCUCUCUUCAAAACCCGAUUCCGGCUUGACUUCCCCUUUGACCUCCAGGAGCUGCCGGCCUUUGCUGUCAUUGGUAUUGCUAGUGGCUUUGGGGGAGCGCUCUUUGUCUACCUGAACCGGAAGAUUGUCCAGGUGAUGCGGAAGCAGAAAACCAUCAACCGCUUCCUCAUGAAGAAGCGCCUGCUCUUCCCAGCUCUGGUGACCCUGCUCAUCUCCACUCUGACCUUCCCCCCUGGGUUUGGACAGUUCAUGGCCGGACAGCUCUCACAGAAAGAGACUCUGGUCACCCUGUUUGACAACCGGACGUGGGUCCGCCAGGGCCUGGUAGAGGAGCUAGAGCCACCGGGAACCUCACAGGCCUGGAGCCCACCACGUGCCAACGUCUUCCUCACCCUGGUCAUCUUCAUUCUCAUGAAGUUCUGGAUGUCUGCACUGGCCACCACCAUCCCAGUGCCCUGUGGGGCCUUCAUGCCAGUCUUUGUCAUUGGAGCAGCAUUUGGGCGUCUGGUGGGCGAAAGCAUGGCUGCCUGGUUUCCAGAUGGGAUUCACACUGACGGCAGCACCUACCGGAUUGUGCCUGGUGGCUAUGCAGUGGUGGGGGCAGCUGCACUGGCAGGAGCAGUGACACACACAGUGUCCACGGCUGUGAUCGUGUUCGAGCUCACAGGCCAGAUUGCCCACAUCCUACCCGUCAUGAUUGCCGUCAUCCUGGCCAACGCCGUUGCCCAGAGCCUACAGCCCUCACUUUAUGACAGCAUCAUCCGGAUCAAGAAACUGCCCUAUUUGCCUGAACUGGGCUGGGGCCGCCACCAGCAGUACCGGAUGCGAGUGGAGGACAUCAUGGUGCGGGAUGUUCCCCACGUGGCCCUCAGCUGCACCUUCCGGGACCUUCGAUUAGCACUGCACAGGACCAAGGGCCGCAUGUUGGCCCUAGUGGAAUCCCCUGAGUCCAUGAUCCUCCUGGGCUCCAUUGAGCGCUCACAGGUGGUGGCAUUGCUGGGGGCGCAGCUGAGCCCAGCCCGCCGACGGCAGUACAUGCAGGAGCAUCGAAAUGCCCAGACCUCUCCACCGUCCGAUCAGGAGAGUCCCCCUAGCCCUGAGACCUCCGUCCGCUUCCAGGUGAACACAGAGGACUCAGGUUUCCCUGCAGCCCGGGGGGAGACUCACAAGCCCCUGAAGCCUGCUCUCAAGAGGGGGCCCAGCAACACCAUGAACCUCGGGGAGAGUCCCACAGGGAACAUGGAGCAGGCAGGCAUCGCCCUCAGGAGCCUCUUCUGUGGCAGUCCACCCCCCGAGGCUGCUUCAGAGUUGGAGAAGUCCGAAUCAUGUGACAAGCGCAAGCUGAAGCGGGUCCGAAUCUCCCUGGCGAGUGACUCAGACUUGGAAGGCGAGAUGACCCCUGAGGAGAUUCUGGAGUGGGAGGAACAGCAACUAGAUGAACCUGUCAACUUCAGCGACUGCAAAAUUGACCCUGCCCCCUUCCAGCUGGUGGAGCGGACCUCUUUGCACAAGACUCACACCAUCUUCUCACUACUGGGAGUGGACCAUGCUUAUGUCACCAGUAUUGGCCGACUCAUUGGGAUCGUCACCCUAAAGGAGCUCCGGAAGGCUAUCGAGGGCUCUGUCACAGCACAGGGCGUCAAAGUCCGGCCGCCCCUGGCCAGCUUCCGUGACAGUGCCACCAGCAGCAGUGACACAGAGACCACAGAGGUGCAUGCACUCUGGGGGCCCCGCUCCCAUCAUGGCCUCCCCCGGGAGGGGAGCCCUUCUGACAGCGAUGACAAGUGCCAAUGA
Puma concolor (puma) is the source of this 2973-nucleotide messenger RNA. The record is from RefSeq and is a predicted model, not a curated record. Lineage: Eukaryota; Metazoa; Chordata; Mammalia; Carnivora; Felidae.